GCAAAAGGAAACUUUCUGGAAAGAUGCGUUCCAGCCCGUUACAUCCUCGGCAUUCUAGGAUCCAUAGGAAUGGCCAUAAUAUACGGAUUAAAGGUCAACCUUUCCGUAGCUAUAGUGGGCAUGUUGAAUCAUACCGCUAUCAAGAUGGCUGCCGUCAUCAAUGAUACCCACGAUGUGAACAAAACUUUACCAGUUGAUCCUGAACGUGCUAAGGUAGCAGACGGACCUUUCGAAUGGUCAUCGCAGAUUCAAGGCAUCAUUUUAAGUUGCUACUUCUGGGGUUACUUGGUCUCGCAGAUGCCUGGUGGCCGCAUAGCAGAAAUAUUAUCAGCUAAAUGGGUGAUGUUCUUCAGUGUUACUAUCAACGUAAUAUGUACUCUGCUCACCCCUGUCAUGGCUCAGGCUCACUAUAUUGCUGUCAUAUUCAUGCGUGUUGGGGAAGGCAUAGGAGGAGGAGUAACAUUCCCAGCGAUGCAUGUUCUGCUGUCGAAGUGGGCACCGCCAGCUGAGCGAAGCGUGCUGUCCACUUUGGUGUACGCUGGAACUGCAUUAGGAACUGUAAUUUCUAUGUUCAUGGCCGGAGUACUUACUGACAAUUUGGGUUGGGAGAGUGUCUUUUACGUGAUGGGUGGUCUAUCUUGCAUCUGGUGCAUCCUGUGGGUGAUUCUGGUGCAGGAUUCGCCGCAGCAGCAGUCGAUUAUAAGCGUCGAAGAGAGAAACAUGAUCGUCACCUCAUUGGGCGGGACAAAUGACGACCGUGGACAUAAGAAACUACCUGUACCAUGGCAUGCAGUGCUGCGUUCAAAACCAUUCUGGGCUAUUUUGGUAGCACACACCUGCUCCAAUUGGGGAUGGUAUAUGUUACUUAUCAAGCUUCCUUCGUACAUGCACGACGUGCUUCAUUUGAAUAUGAAUGAGAUUGCAGUGGCUACAUCUCUUUCAUUCCUUUGUUUGUGGUUCUUCAGUAUGGCUUUGAGCAAAACUCUAGAUUGGCUCCGAGGCAAAGAAAUAAUUACCACAACUACCGCCAGGAAAACUAGUACUUUGAUUGCAUCCGUGGUACCUACUGUGUGCCUACUAGCAAUCUGCUUCAGCGGUGACAGCCGCGGUGCACCUGUAGCCCUCAUGGCCAUCGCAGUCACCAGCUACGGAGGCAUGUUCUGCGGAUUUUUAUCUAACCAUAUCGACAUUGCGCCCAACUACGCAGGAUCUUUGAUGGCAAUAACAAACACUGUUGCUACGAUUCCCGGUAUUGUGGUUCCAGUCUUCGUUGGGAGCUUUAUUGACAACAAAAUAUAA
Hyposmocoma kahamanoa is the source of this 1299-nucleotide messenger RNA. It is a transcript of the gene MFS3, whose product is annotated as sialin. The record is from RefSeq and is a predicted model, not a curated record. The coding region runs from base 70 to 1299 and encodes 409 amino acids. NCBI's taxonomy places the organism in Eukaryota, Metazoa, Arthropoda, Insecta, Lepidoptera, Cosmopterigidae. Gene Ontology annotation, molecular function: transmembrane transporter activity. The transcript is spliced from 11 exons. Gene Ontology annotation, biological process: transmembrane transport; monoatomic anion transport.